Molecule: messenger RNA, 465 nt
Organism: Achroia grisella
Lineage: Eukaryota; Metazoa; Arthropoda; Insecta; Lepidoptera; Pyralidae
Exons: 4
Coding region: 1-465 (154 amino acids)
Source: RefSeq, a predicted model, not a curated record
AUGCAGUCUCGAUCACAUCCACUUGAUCUUAGAGAAUCAUUGAAACAUAACGGUGCUGCAGCCAACAAAUUAGCACGUAGUCAUAUUCCGUGCCGUAGAGCACUUGUUAAAAAUACUAGUGGCUCUGUGGCAGGAAAAAGCAAUUUAUUCAUAACAGGAACGCCGAAUAUUCAUAGAGUUCAAGUUUUGAAUAUAAGUCCAGAUUUUAGUUCAAAAGACCAGAUACCAACUACUUCGGUAGCAUCCACAAGACCUAUACCUAAAUUACAAGAGAUUUAUAGGCAAAACGACGUGAUAACAGAUGAACAGCGACUAUAUGAUUGGUUUAUAGAAUUGGCUACUCCAGUCCUUUCUCAGCACACUAGCCCAGACAGCUUACAAAAUAAUAUUUCUAAUAAUACUAAGCAAAGUGUUACAAAUACUGGUGAGUUAACAAAAAAAGUUAAAAUCUCUACUUAUAAGUAA